This is a messenger RNA of Rhinolophus ferrumequinum (greater horseshoe bat), 4904 nucleotides long. RefSeq names its product zinc finger and BTB domain containing 26 (gene ZBTB26). The record is from RefSeq and is a predicted model, not a curated record. Bases 535 to 1941 code for a protein of 468 amino acids. The transcript is spliced from 2 exons. Gene Ontology annotation, cellular component: nucleus. NCBI's taxonomy places the organism in Eukaryota, Metazoa, Chordata, Mammalia, Chiroptera, Rhinolophidae. Gene Ontology annotation, biological process: regulation of transcription by RNA polymerase II. Gene Ontology annotation, molecular function: RNA polymerase II cis-regulatory region sequence-specific DNA binding; DNA-binding transcription factor activity, RNA polymerase II-specific; protein binding.
AGAUGGAGCCCCCUUGGGGCCUUGGAUUGGCCAGGACCUGCACUGGGAUGGGGGCCGAGGGGCUGGCCUAGGCCUGGGUGGGGGGGGGGACUUUUAAGGAGCCCUUGGCCCAGCCCACGCCGCGCCCCGCCCCUUUCCCUUCCCUGGUCUGGAGUGGGGAGCUUAAGGAUGCACCAGGGACCUCCUCCUGGGACCCCAGCCGAAGGCCCAGCAGUUGGCGUGGACGCCGGGCUCUGGCAGAUUGUAGGACGUGCCAGAGCUAAGGCCCUGGCAAGGCCUCAGUGUCAGCCCGCGAGAAUCUCUAUGAGGUUACCCUUUUGCCGGGGUUUCCCGCAAAUCGGCUACUGGCUACAGCACUUUUUAUAUUACUGGCGCUGUGCCAGGCACUGGGGAUUCGUAAAAUAUCGUUCCAAUUUUCAGGGUCAAGUUUGGGAGCGAGAUAUAAACAAAUAAGUGCUCCUAUGAUAUGUGUAUCAGUAUAUAUUUAUGAGCUGGCCAAAGGUCCGUUGCUGGGAAAGCUGAAGAAAGAAAGUGAUGCCUGAAUUAUACUUCUUGGAGAGGAUAAGGUGGAGAAGAGCUUUUUCAGGCAGACGGAACAGUUGCAAGUCUGCCAAAAUGUCUGAAAGAUCAGAUCUCCUUCACUUCAAGUUUGAAAAUUAUGGAGAUUCAAUGUUACAAAAAAUGAACAAAUUAAGAGAAGAGAAUAAAUUUUGUGAUGUUACAGUUCUCAUAGAUGAUAUUGAGGUACAGGGGCAUAAAAUUGUGUUUGCUGCAGGUUCCCCCUUCUUAAGAGACCAAUUUUUACUGAAUGAUUCCGGAGAGGUGAAAAUCUCCAUAUUGCAGAGUUCCGAAGUGGGGAGACAAUUGCUCUUAUCCUGUUAUAGUGGUGUGCUGGAAUUCCCUGAGAUGGAACUGGUAAAUUACUUGACUGCUGCGAGUUUUCUACAGAUGAGCCACAUUGUAGAACGGUGCACACAGGCCUUGUGGAAGUUUAUAAAGCCAAAACAACCAAUGGAUAGUAAAGAGGGAUGUGAACCGCAGAGUGCUUCUCCCCAGUCCAAAGAACAGCAGGGAGAUGACAGAGGCUCCCCAAAGCAGGACUCACCUUGUAUUCAUCCAUCUGAAGACAGUAUGGAUAUGGAGGACAGUGAUAUUCAGAUUGUUAAGGUAGAGUCUAUUGGGGAUGUAUCCGAGGUUAGAAGUAAAAAAGAUCAGAACCAGUUUGUUUCUUCUGAACCCACUGCUUUACAUUCAUCAGAGCCCCAGCACUCCCUGAUAAAUUCAACUGUGGAAAACAGAGUAAGUGAAAUAGAACAAAACCACCUCCACAAUUAUGCCCUCUCUUACACAGGCAGUGAUAACAUCAUCAUGGCCUCCAAAGAUGUCUUUGGGCCCAAUAUUCGAGGUGUAGACAAAGGCCUACAGUGGCAUCACCAAUGCCCAAAGUGUACCAGGGUGUUUCGUCACCUGGAGAACUACGCCAACCAUUUAAAAAUGCACAAACUCUUUAUGUGUCUACUCUGCGGCAAGACUUUUACUCAGAAAGGCAACCUUCAUCGACACAUGCGUGUGCAUGCCGGCAUUAAACCUUUCCAGUGUAAGAUCUGUGGGAAAACCUUUUCUCAGAAGUGUUCCUUACAGGAUCAUCUUAACCUUCACAGUGGAGAUAAGCCCCAUAAGUGUAACUAUUGUGACAUGGUUUUUGCACAUAAGCCAGUUUUGAGGAAACACCUUAAACAGCUGCAUGGCAAAAACAGCUUUGAUAAUGCCAAUGAAAGAAAUGUGCAAGACCUCACAGUGGAUUUUGAUUCUUUUGCAUGUACAACAGUCACAGACUCUAAAGGGUGUCAGCCACAGCCUGAUGCAACACAGGUCCUGGAUGCAGGUAAACUGGCCCAAGCUGUCCUGAACCUAAGGAAUGAUAGUACUUGUGUGAAUUGAGUAGGGGCUUUAUGCUCACAACUAGAACUGACUGAAAACGUGGCAAUAGUCUGAGUCUUUUUAGGAGUGAAUUUGCUAGUUUGACUUCUCCAAAGCCUCUGUGCAGGUGGUAGGGGUGAAUCAAAGCACUAACAGACCAGGCAACUUACCACUCGGAGUGGUCUUGCCUUCCUUUUGCCCUCUCCCAUUUUCUGUUUUGAAUUAUUUAUCUUGUGACAUCUGUUUGCCUUUCCCAAGGAGUAUUCCAUUUGUCUACCUAACAUUGACUUACUUAUGUUUUAGACUGACACCAUUUGAGGCUUCUCAGUGAAGGUACCAACAAGUUAGUAACAUCACCUGCACUCCAUUAAUGGAUGCUAUGCUAAGAGAAGUGAAUAACAUUUUUCUUUGGCAGAAAAUAGGCUGAGAUACAAGGUGAUAUUGCUGUUGGCCUGAAUAUGUGAUAGAACUUCUGGUUGCCUAACGAUAAUUCAUCUAUAUGUAUGAUGAAUGAAUGAAUUUGCUUCCUUCCAUUUGUACUUUUCUUGGAGCUGGCUAUAAAGAAGUAUUUUGGGUUGUUCUGUACUCUUUUCAACAGUAUUAUAGCUCUACUUCAUGUUGAUGAAUUGUUCACGUAGACCAGAGUGCAGUCUUCUCAGCAACACCUGCAGACAUUGUUAGGAAUCACCAGGAGCAUAAUCAACAAAGGAUAGAAGUACAGCUGUACAACAGUACGUACAUGGGAGACUUCCCCCAAAGAAGCCAAAUGCUUAUAAUUCACGUGUCACUUAUUUGUUGAUGCUUUUGAAGUCAGGAUGGCUCCAGGUGUACUUACAAUAUUCUCUCUAAAAGGGCGCUAUUUGGGAGUCACUCUCUGCCCUGUUUUAGAGGUUGACCAUCAGAAAGGUGUUUUGUCCACUCUGAAGGUGUUUGCCUUCAGAGUUUUGUCCAGUGUACAAAUAGUCUGAAUUCUCAUUUUCCUAUGUAUCUUAAUUUCCAAAAUAGAUGGAAACAGUGGAUCACAGAGGAACAAUCAGGUUUUUGCAUUCAGAAUUCCUGUAAAGGUACACAGUCUCACCUUGCCUUGUUUGGUAGAUGGCUAAUACAAAGUUGAUCUUCCAAUAUGGAAAAACAAAAUAACUGUUUUUCCUAAAGCACGUUAUAUAUAGUUCAGAAACAACUUGAGUCUUACUAGUUUCUGACCCAUGAGGUAGAUUUAGGUAAUAGGAGUGUUAGAGUCCUUAGAGAAUCUUAAGAGAUCAUUUACUCCACUUCUUUUUAAAUUGGGGUAUCCAAAGCCCAAAGAGGUGGCCUGGCCAAGGUUGGCCAAAGUAGAUAAGUAAUUAAAUGUGAGCUAAUGUUACCUCACUAUCUCUUGGCUUAAAAAGAUUUAGUACAUGAUCAAGAAUAUAUUAGCAAAAAGCUCACUUUGUGAAUCCCUGUUGACUUUCUGAGACAGCCUGGAUUUUGCAAACAAAAUAUGACAGAUGGAUUUAUUUUUGUUAGUUAAUUAUUUUUUGGUGAGAAUGAACAUUCUUCCCAGGAAAGUGACUGAUUUGCUGGGUGUUGGUUACGGAGGGAAAGAAAAGUAAGAAUAAAUGUGAUAAGGAUCCAAAUUUGCAACAGAUUUUGUCUGGAAACAGUGUUUAGUUUUCACCGGGAUUUUCUGUUUUUAUUUUUGAGCUGAGAGUGCAUGUACAGAUAAACCAAAAAUUAAGAUUAACUUGAGUAGUCAGAGGAAAUUCUUAUUGUUAUAAUUUGAUGCAUUUACAUGUGAAUCUGAUUUGAGGUAUAAUUUCUUUUAUUAAAAGAUUUAAAAUGAAGAAUAAAAUUGAGUGAUAAGACUAAUAGGUACCUUAUGCCUAAAGUCACUCAUUAUAUAAUCUAAUGAUACUGCCUAGCAUUCUGAUUUUUAUAUGAUCCAGCCAAAGAGUACCAAUUCUAUGCAAUAGUGAGACACUAACAUGUUAGCCAGCAUUUUCUCUGAACAUCACUUCAUCACAGAAAUUUCAAUUUGGAGUGCUUCCUUUGCUUGCAUUCGUGUCCUGUUUUGUUACUGGUUUGAAGACUAAAAGGCGUAGGUUCAAAAUAAGAUUGGUCUCUUUGGUUGGAGACUAUUACUGGGUUCAUUCAGUCAUUCGAGAAAUAUUUAUUGAGCACCAACUGUUGCCAGGCACUAUGCUAGAUACUGAGGAUAUGAAGGUAAGAUUGCUGUGGUCCCUGCCCUCACAGAGCUUAGUCUCAUGUGGUCUUAGGAAGAUAAGGUGUUGAUUUGAUUUUAUACUAGGAAUAAUAAAGGAAACUGCCUUGCUUUCUUUGAUCACUUAAAAUCAGCAUCUUCAUGGUUUUGUAUCAAUAAAAGUUAUAGUUCUCACCUUUUGUAACUGCAAACCACUGAAGUGAUUUACAGCCUCCUCCAUUUCUUGGCUGGAGAGGUGUCCUGUUUCUGUGAGACAUUUUCUUAAUUUUGAUGGGACUUGACUUUUCUCCUUUGUUAUACGUUUCAUAAAUUGUAUUGCAAAAUCGUCAAGUUAUUGGUAUAAAAUACGUUUUAUAGGGGAAGAUGACUUUCCAAACUAGUCAUAUUCUUACAAAGAUUUUUAAAAACCUUAGUUAUUCAGCAUUUGUAUUGUAUGGAUCCCCAGGAUAACUAAAAAGGAGAGAACAUUCUCUUUACCAUAGUUUGUUUAAAAAAAUUACUGUCACUGUUAUUUAUUUAUUAUUUAAUUUUAAAGACAAACUCCAAACUGAAGUGGCUCUGAGGUAAAUCAGAUGUGGUUUUAAUUUGUUUUAGUUUCUUUAUUAGAUCUAUAAGUGGAAGGUGACCAGUGUCAUUACUUCUAAAAUAUUGUCCUAAACAAACAAUCCAGAACAUUUUAUUUCAGCUGGUGAAUAGCUGUUCUAAAUCUGUUGUAUGUUAGACAUACUAUGACCUACCUCGUCACUUAUUAUGGGGAAGUUUCCUUAAUAAAAGUGUGACAAUU